AUGGGCAUUCUUCAAAUGUGGAUGUUUCUGCUGGUGGCAUGUCUGCCUCUGGUUGCAGCAGACAUGGCUUUUGCUCACCUGAAGAAUUUAAAGGCAAAAACCUCACCUGCAGUGCAAGAACAGGCAAGCAGGGAUUUGAUUGCUCGACUCAUCAAAGAAAGAGCAUCUGAUUUUGAUGUUCAUGUGAAUGAGUCUGUUGGACCAGCAGAUCGAGAUACUUUCCAGUUGAGCUCUACAGCAGAUGAGAAAAUCAGGAUUGUUGGGACUACUGGGGUUGCAGUGGCCAUGGGUUUCUACCAUUACCUCAAGUAUUACUGCAAUGGACAGCGAACUUGGGCAGGACAGCAGACUGAGCUUCCCCCAACUCUACCUGUCAUCAACAGUACAGUGACCAUUACAACAAAUGAUAAGUUUCGAUACUACCAGAAUGUGUGCACACUGAGUUAUUCAAUGGCCUUCUGGCAGUGGGACCGAUGGGAACAGGAAAUUGAUUGGAUGGCAUUGCAUGGAAUCAAUUUGCCACUAGCUUUUAUAGGGCAGGAGGCCAUCUUCCAGACAGUGUACUUAAGCUUGGGCUUCACUCAAGCAGACUUGAAUGAGUUUUUUGCUGGACCUGCUUUUUUGGCUUGGGGUAGAAUGGGUAACCUCCGGGGAUGGGGUGGAACUCUGCCUCAGAUGUGGAUCACAAACAAACUGUUGCUGCAGCACCAGAUACUAGAACGCAUGCGUUCCUUGGGGAUGAUUCCAGUGCUUCCUGCAUUCGCUGGACAUGUUCCAAGUGCAAUCACAAGGGUUUUCCCUCAGGCUAAUGUUACACGGUCACCUCUCUGGAGUCAUUUCAAUUCAACAUACAGUGCCAAUUACCUCCUGAAUUUUCAAGAUCCAUUAUUUAUCAAGAUUGGCAAGCUAAUUAUUGAAACAAUGAGGAAUGAGUUUGGCACAGAUCACAUUUACAACUCUGACACUUUCAAUGAAAUGGAACCAGCAUCAAAAGACCCACAGUACUUAAGUGCUUCUGGUAGUGCUGUAUUCAAUGCUAUGCUGGCUGGAGAUCCUAAGGCUGUUUGGCUGAUGCAAGGGUGGUUAUUCCUGGACAGCUCAUUCUGGCAACCUGCCCAAGUGAAGGCUCUGGUUACGUCUGUUCCUAAGGGUCGUAUGAUUAUCCUUGACCUGGCCUCAGAAACCAGUCCUGUGUAUCAGAAGCAUGAAUCUUUCUAUGGUCAGCCAUUUAUUUGGUGCAUGCUACAUAAUUUUGGCGGGACAAACGAGCUCUAUGGGACAGUGAACAGCAUUAAUAAUGGACCAUUCACCGCUCGAGCAUUCCCUAACUCCACAAUGAUUGGAAUAGGCCUGACUCCAGAGGGGAUCAAUCAGAACGAGGUCAUGUAUGAGUUUAUGAUGGAGAACUCUUGGAGAACCGCACCCAGAGAUCUUCAACAGUGGACAGAGUUAUUUGUACGCCAAAGAUAUGGAUAUUCGAAUGCAGCUGUGAAUACUGCAUGGAACCUGCUAAUGAGAAGUGUUUACAAUGCAACAGAUUCUCACAGGGACCAUAAUACUGUCGUUGUAUUCAGGCGUCCAGAUGUACACUACAAUGUUCCCCAAGAUAUCUGGUACACACCACAAGAUCUCUUUGCGGCAUGGCACAAUUUUCUGACAGCGGCCCAUGACUUGCAAGGCAGCGAGCUCUUUCACUACGACAUCACAGAUGUUACCAGAAACAGCCUCCAGUUGGUUGCUCUCUCCUUCUAUCAGAAGAUGAUAGACGCUUACAAUAGCAAAAACAUUGAUGUGGUUCUUCAAGCUGGAGCAAACAUUACAGAUCUCCUCGCAGAUUUGGAUCAUUUGUUGUCUUCCAAUGAACGCUUCUUGGUGGGUCGAUGGAUUGCAGAUGCCAGGUCUUGGGGAACUGAUGCCAAGGAAACUGCACUGUUGGAAUACAAUGCCCGUAACCAGAUAACACUGUGGGGGCCAAAUGGCGAGAUCCAUGAUUAUGCCUCCAAACAGUGGGCUGGUGUUACUGCAGAUUAUUACAAGCCUCGGUGGGAGUUCUUUACACAGUGGCUGGUACAGCUAAUUAAGAAUGGUACACGCUGGAACACUGCCACAUUUGGAGAAAAUAUCAUGACUGCCGUAGAGACCCCAUGGACGUUACAGAGCUACCAGUAUCCUACAGAAGCUAUAGGCAACCCUAUUGACAUAGCAAGAACACUGUUUGUCAAGUACCAGCCUGUCACUAGAGACCCACUAUUUGCAAAACUGGGUAAAGGUCAGAGGUCAAGGCCUUCCAGGAAGGAUCAUAGUUUAAACUUCAGCAAGUACUCAGGGCUGCAUGCUGUAGAUCAUGACAGAUCUUUUAAAAAUAUUUAA
Messenger RNA from Candidula unifasciata, 2370 nucleotides. NCBI's taxonomy places the organism in Eukaryota, Metazoa, Mollusca, Gastropoda, Stylommatophora, Geomitridae. The record is from the annotation of a GenBank genome assembly.